GGAGGAGAAGAAGAAGAAGAAGAAGAAGAAGACGAAGACGACGAAGACGAAGACGACGACGACGACGACGAAGAAGAGGUAGUAGAAGAAAAAUAACAACGAAGCAAAGCGAUCCUGUACGUGAGGUUUUCAUCACAUUUUUAUUUAGUUUUAACAAAUUGAGCAUAAUUCAAAAAGUGUCCCGAAAACCCCCUUCCAGAAAUGAAGAACCGAGGUAAUGGCUACCUGGAUGUUCGACUCAAACAGCGAUUGGAAGAAUAUUUGGCUUCCAGCAGUAAUUAUGUGGAUCUGUGCUCUAUUGCAUUAGACCUUCAAAAACAAUACAGAAUGGAGUAUGGUAGAAGAAACAAGACUGCGUUCAGAAUUCAAGUUGAGAAAGUAUACCAAGCAAUAAAAACGGAGUCUGAAAUCAAUGAUCUGGAGACUGCCCACUUGACCAAGCGAGCCAAGCAUAGCCACAAUGAAUCGAGUGACGACAGCGGCAGCAGUUCUGAAGACGUACUGGAGAACACUAACACCAGUCACAUGAACAGCUCCCUUACGUCUCUAUACCGGAAAGGAACAACUGAUCCGAGCCCCUUCUCGACAUGUACUACCCCUACUGUUGGAGAUUUGCCCGAUGCAAGUAAAGUAUCCACGGGAGGGUGGUUCAUUGAUCGAGGCAAAGGUUCUGCAAAAACCAACAUCUUAAUCGACCUAAGUGAAGAUCAGCCUACUGAUGCAGUAAGUAAAGAAGUUUCCAUGUUGGAGCCUUGUAAGAAAACAGGAAAAAGAAAAAAGACGGAUGAAAAUGCAGAGACCCUGUCUACGAGCAAGAAAGGAUCUGCCUUGGCAAGAUCAACAAAGCUGCAGUAUCCCAUUCUGAAGUUUGAAGAUGUGGGUGGUAAUGAAGCGACAUUGACGGAAAUAUGUAAACUGCUCAUUCACAUGCGGCACCCAGAGAUAUACCAGCAGCUGGGAAUGGUUCCUCCCAGGGGCUUUCUCCUCCAUGGACCUCCUGGCUGUGGAAAGACCCUGCUAGCACAAGCUGUGGCAGGGGAGCUGGACCUCCCCUUGCUGAAGGUGUCGGCUCCAGAAUUAGUGUCUGGAGUAUCUGGAGAGUCUGAACAGAAGCUCAGGGAGCUCUUUGACCUUGCUGUGAGUUCAGCUCCAUGUAUCCUGUUUAUUGAUGAGAUAGAUGCUAUAACACCAAAGCGAGAAAUAGCCUCCAAAGACAUGGAAAGGAGGAUUGUCGCCCAGAUCCUCACCUGCAUGGAUGACUUGAACAGUCAGGCAUCUGGAACGCAACUCCUGGUCAUUGGUGCAACUAAUAGGCCAGACUCCCUUGACCCUGCCCUGCGGAGAGCUGGACGCUUUGACAGAGAGAUAUGUCUUGGUAUCCCAGAUGAACAGUCUCGUCUAAGGAUUUUAAAGACUUUGUGUCGUAAGCUGAAGAUGCCAGAAGAUUUUGACUAUGGCAAACUGGCUCGCCUCACCCCAGGAUACGUGGGUGCGGAUCUCAUGGCACUUUGCCGCGAAGCUGCCAUGAAUGCUGUCAACAGGGUUCUGUUGGUGGGAAAAGUACCAGAGAAGAGCAAAAUCAGCAUCCUCAGCAGUGACUUGCCACUUGGGACUGAAGCAUCAUCACCAAGGAAUAGAACCUCAGAGAUAGUGGAUGUUAAUCAGUUAUCUCAGGAUAACUUGGGACAUGAGCAUCUGCCGGGUGAUCUAUGGCACCUGCUGCAAUUGCUGAAGAACACUAAUACUCUACCAGAGCAUGAGCUGACCAGCCUCUAUCUCAUCAUGUCAGACUUUGAGACAUCUCUUUCCAACGUGCAGCCUUCAGCCAAGAGGGAGGGCUUUGCCACUGUGCCUGAUGUCACAUGGGAUGAUGUGGGAGCACUUCAUGAAAUAAGAGAAGAACUUACAAUGGCCAUUUUGGCUCCAGUACGUUCUCCUGAGCAGUUCAGGGCUCUUGGAUUGAGUGCUCCAUCAGGAGUGCUGCUGGCCGGUCCUCCAGGCUGUGGAAAAACCCUUCUUGCAAAGGCGGUGGCCAAUGAGUCGGGUCUCAACUUCAUAUCUGUCAAAGGUCCAGAGCUUCUCAACAUGUAUGUUGGUGAAAGUGAGCGGGCUGUUAGACAAGUCUUUCAAAGGGGCCGCAAUUCUUCUCCUUGUGUCAUCUUCUUUGAUGAGAUUGAUGCUUUAUGUCCUCGACGUUCAGGCCAUGAGUCAGGAGCCAGCACACGUGUGGUGAACCAGUUGCUAACAGAAAUGGAUGGCUUAGAAACUCGCCGACAAGUCUUUAUCAUGGCUGCAACCAACAGACCAGAUAUCAUUGAUCCUGCUAUACUGAGACCAGGUCGUCUAGAUAAAACAUUGUAUGUUGGUAUGCCACCUCCAGCUGACCGCCUUGCAAUUCUGCUGACCAUUACAAAGAAUGGAACCAAACCUCAGCUGGAGCAAGAUGUUAGUCUGGAAGAGAUUGCAUAUGAUGAACGCUGUGACUGCUUCACUGGUGCUGACCUGACUGCGUUGGUGAGGGAAGCAUCAGUAAAUGCUCUGAAGGCCCACCUGAAGUCCAGCUCUUUCCAACCUUCUUCCUCAGGUCACACAUUCUCCCAUGGACCUGUCGCUGAUAUCAGAGUGAGCAAAAAGAAUAUGGAAGAGGCCUUUGGAAAGAUUAGACCAUCUGUGUCAAAGAAGGACCAGAUGAUGUAUGAGCAGCUGAAAGUGUCCCUGAGAGGAUAAGAGCAAGACCGAAAUGAAAAAGGAUUACCAGUAGCAGUUAACUAUCCGGCUGACUCUACAACCAUCAUUAAUUAUGAAAUGCUGGAUCCACCUUUGUAAAGGCUUGUUGUAUGACAAUAAAGUCAUUUAAGAUUAAGAUUAAAA
Hippocampus zosterae (dwarf seahorse) is the source of this 2871-nucleotide messenger RNA. RefSeq names its product nuclear VCP like (gene nvl). Gene Ontology annotation, molecular function: preribosome binding; ATP binding; RNA binding. Gene Ontology annotation, biological process: ribosome biogenesis. Gene Ontology annotation, cellular component: nucleus. The coding region runs from base 202 to 2727 and encodes 841 amino acids. The record is from RefSeq and is a predicted model, not a curated record. The transcript is spliced from 24 exons. NCBI's taxonomy places the organism in Eukaryota, Metazoa, Chordata, Actinopteri, Syngnathiformes, Syngnathidae.